ACGAAAGAGUUAGAUAGGUAGUACUAGUAAUCUAGAAGAUGAGUUUUCUUGCAGGAAGGUUAGCUGCAAAAGAAGCAGCUUAUUUUCUCCAAGAAUCCAAACAAGCCACUGCAAAAUUAGGUCUAAAGAACAAUCCAAUCUCCAACACCAAACCAGAUGAACGACACGUCGUUCAUGAUCACGCUGAUGUUCUUCCUGAAAUUCUAAGACACUCCCUUCCUUCCAAACUAUUCAGAGACGAAACGGCAAGUGCCACGUCAUCAUCUUUCUCUGCUUCCAAAUGGGUCCUUCAUUCUGAUCCCAAAGUUCAAUCUUCUGUAUCUCCUGAUGCUCUCAAUCCUCUACGUGCUUAUGUUUCUCUUCCCCAAGUUACCUUUGGCCCCAAAAGGUGGGAAUUGCCUGAAGCAAAACAUGGGGUUUCAGCCUCAACAGCUAAUGAAUUGCGUCAAGAUCGGCAUGCCAUCCAUAUUAAUCCAGAGAAGUUAAAAGCAGCAUCUGAAGGGCUUGCAAAUGUUGGAAAGGCAUUUGCUAUUGCCACUGCAGUUGUGUUUGGUGGUGCUGCAAUGGUAAUAGGUAUGGUGGCCUCCAAGUUAGAGCUGCAUAAUAUGAGUGAUCUCAAAACUAAAGGAAAGGAUACUAUUGAGCCACGACUUGAAAACAUCAAAAAGCAAUUUGUUCCCAUGAAAAUAUGGGCUGAGAAUAUGUCGAGAAAGUGGCAUUUAGAAAGGGAAGAUGUCAAGCAAAAGGCUAUUGUAAAGGAUCUAUCUAAGAUUUUCGGUGCUAAAUCAUUAGAUUGAGAUGUCAUUUUUUUUUUUACUUUUUUAAUUUGUAUUGAUAAUAGUGUGUCUCUGCUUGUUGUUGUGGCUGUAGAUGUUAAAGCUUGAUAGAUAAUGAAAGUAAUACAAGAUGUUGUUGGUCCUCUGUUUAUGUUUCCUAUUAGGUAUUAAGAGAAUAUACAAGAUAAAAGGGAAACACUAUUUUGUAUGUCAAAUUUAAGGAUGUUUGCAUACGAGAAUUAAGAAUGUAGCUUUUGAAACAGAGAUACUUCAAUGGUCAAUUCACCGAACUGACGGCUACAAA
Molecule: messenger RNA, 1080 nt
Organism: Cicer arietinum (chickpea)
Lineage: Eukaryota; Viridiplantae; Streptophyta; Magnoliopsida; Fabales; Fabaceae
Source: RefSeq, a predicted model, not a curated record